CUUACUCUUUUUUAAAAGCUUUUAAAAAAAAAAACUAUAUAUAUAAUAUGAAACUCUCUCCUCUUACUCUCUCUGUCUGUGCCGCUGUAGUCUUACUUACACAACAAGCUGACGCCAAAGCUGCCACUACUGCUAUUCAAGAGAAUGCUGAUUGGACAAAAGACCAGGUGCAAGCAUACCUUGACAAGUAUCAAAUCACGUAUGACAAGAAUGACGAAGGUCUCUUUGACACGGUGCAAAAAUACCGUGACGCCGCUAUGGUGAAUGCCGGACUUUUUAUCAAUGAUAAAUCCAACACGGUGCAAAGAUUAAUCGAAGGUCUCAAGAACAAACUCGAGACCAAGUACAAGUUAAAGGCUGAUGAUGUUCAAGCCUUCACCGAUGACGUGCAACAUGAAUUGAGACAAUUGGAAUUAAGUGGUAGCUUAACUCAAGACAAGGUAAAGCAAUCUUUGGACAAGUUACAACACAAGGCCAUCAAACAAAAAUACCUCACUGCUGCUCAAUACAAGGAAAUCUCCAAGGAUUUACAAUCUUCUUUUGCUACUCCCACUUGGUUCCAAAAAUUAUUCGGUCCUUCUACCUCAGGUUACUUUACAGAUGAUGCCUUCCAUAACUGGAUCUCUAAUACCAUUACUCAUCGCUUACAAGAGAACAAGGACUUGACCAAGGAACAAAUUCAAUCUAUUGUCGAUACCUUGAAAUCUGCUAUUGCCUCUACUUCCUCUUCUGUACAAGAUCUUUCCAAGUUAGCUUCGGCUGCUUGGUGGAAACAAUUAUCAACCGAUAUUGAAAAAAAUGCUAAACUUAAGCAAGGUCAAGUCACAGGUAUUGUAGACUCCUUAAAAGAUGAGGUGAACGCCUACAAGAUCUUUGCUAUGGAUUAUGCUGGUGAAGCUUCAGAUAAGACUCAAAGUGUCUUGGGUUCUGCUACUCAAUACCUUGUAAACACCGGUAGUUAUCUCCUCUCAUUUAUUCAACCUGUCAAGUCUGCUGAGGAACGUGCUGCUGCCUCUGCUUCUUCUGCCGCUGCUUCUGCUACCGACGCUGCUGCUGCCUCUGCCUCUUCUGCACGUUAUGCUGCUGCUGCUUCUGCCUCUUCUGCCGCCGGUGCUGCUACCGAUGCUGCUUAUGGUGCUGCCUAUGGAGCUGGUAACAGUGUAUCCUCUGCCGCUGCUGCUGCUACCGAUGCUGCUGCCAGUGCUCGAGAUGCUGCCGCUGCCUCUGCUGCCUCUAUCCAUUCUCAAGCUUCACAAAGUGUCAAUGAUGCCAAGAACAGCUUUGGUCAUUUCUGGAAGCAAAAGGAGUUGGAGACUUACAAAAAGAUUGGAUAUACAGAAGCACAUAUUGAUUGGGUCGAGAAUUAUUUGAGCAAGACAUUCCAGGAUAAGCGUAACUUUGCCAAGGAGACUGUACAAAGUGCCAUGCAUACCAUUCGUGAUUAUCUUGUUUCUGCCAAGGUCCAAACUGCUGCUCAUGUGGAUCAUCAAUUAAAAUCGAUUGAAAACUUGAUUGAGUCUUGGAGAAAGACGGUUGUUCAUAAUGAGUUGUAAAUUUGCAUAAAAAACACACACACAAAAAUCCAUUCCCCCCUUACCACUACCUAUUUUUUUAAACAUUUUGAAAACAAUAACAAUAUCAAUAAAACAUAGUUAAAAAAAAAA
Messenger RNA from Mucor mucedo, 1664 nucleotides. RefSeq lists its product as uncharacterized. Bases 48 to 1553 code for a protein of 501 amino acids. The record is from RefSeq and is a predicted model, not a curated record. Lineage: Eukaryota; Fungi; Mucoromycota; Mucoromycetes; Mucorales; Mucoraceae. The transcript has 2 exons.